UGACGUCGGGCGAUUUAGGUACUCUGGGAUCCGUUUGCGGGUUCUGAGUGUCAUCAGUCCUAAGUCAGUGACUGAGGUCAAUGGGAAGUACGAGAGGCGUCGUCCCCGCUGCAGGGAAGCCGCUGUCAGGCCCAACUGAGUCCGUUGGUGACGGCGGCGCCCUGUUCUCGCCCCAUCGCCCCGCUCCGGUUCCGCUCUUCCCGCAGGUCUGUGGCGGGGGCCGCACCGAUGGGCCGGACUCAGGGGACACAGGGCCAGGCGUGUCGCCUGGAGUGGCAACCUGAGCUUCUGGACGUUGUGGAAGGUUCUGACGGGACGGCAGUGAGGAGGGGCACGCCCAGAGCGAGAAGUUUAAAGUCGGUGAAAACAAGACGGGGAAUGGAGGCCGUAUGGAGAUGGGGAGAGCACAGGAAACAGGUUUCAGGGAGAUCAUGAGUUGGAUUUUGGACAUGUGAUCCUAAGAUGUCACAAGGUGGAGACAUCACGUUCCCAUCGCAGUGGCAGAAAUGGAUCCUAUGCAGGAGACUGGAGGAUAUGCCAGGCCUUCAUCCACUCCAGUGACCACCCUGAUGGUUUUGCCACUCGCAUAUAAACAAUGGUGGUGUCGUGAAAUUGUUUACCCAUUCUUCUCCCUGUCUUGGGUUUGAAGUCCCUGUGGUUUCACCAACACCCGGGAUCUUGAACUCAGCCUCAGAUUAUAUGGAGGGGUUCCCAUUUCUGACAACCAAUGAGGGGCAAGUGGUUUUUACAGAAGUGGCCAUACAUUUCUCUCAGGAGGAGUGGGACCUCCUUUAGGAGGCUCAGAGGUGCUUGUACAACCAUGUGAUGCUGGAGAACUUUGCAGUUUUGCCAUCACUAGGUUGCCUUGAGGAAAAGGGAGGGGCCUGGCUGCCUGACAGUGUGCACAUCACUCCAUCAAUGGCAACAGGAAAUGACCCUGGUGCUUCAGAGCUAGGAAAAGGCUGGUUUCAUGGAGCCCAGGAUGAGACGGCCUCUUCUGAGCAAGGUGAUUCUGUGGGAGAGUCAAAGGUCAAGACUCCAAAGCCAGAUCUGUCCACCCACAGGGCCCAGGCCUGUGAGACAUGUAGCUCCCUCUUGAAAGACAUUUUGUCCAUAGGGUUGGUCGUCGGUUCAGCGCCUCAGAAGCGUUUCCUGGGCAUCGAGGGUCCCAUGGCAGUGGCAGAAAUGCUCAUGGACCUUGCACAGGGCCGUGUGGUCUUUGAGGACGUGGCCAUACAUUUCUCCCAGGAGGAAUGGGAACUCCUUGACGAAGCUCAGAGACGCCUGUACCACCGUGUGAUGACGGAGAAUGUCGCACUUCUAUCUGCCAUAGGCUGGUGUCAUGGAGCCCAGGAUGAGGAGGCCCCUUCUGAACAAGGUGAUUCUGUGGGAGAGUCACAGGUCAGGACUCCAAAGCCAGAUCUGUCCACCCACAGGGCCCAGCCUUGUGAUGUGCAUGGCCCACUCUUGAAAGACGUUUUGCAUCUUGCUGAGCGUGAUGGAAUGUACCCUGAUCAAAGGGUAUAUAUUUGUGGGACAGAUCUUUACCAGCACCAAAUGGAGCAGAUUGGAGACAGACUUUGCAAAAGGGAUGAGGGGAGGCCUUCAUUUGUGCUGAACGGCAGCACUCACAUGACAGAGGAGAUCCUCACGUGCAUGGAGAGUGGGAAGGACUUCCAGUCCAGCACAAGCCUCCCUCAGCACCAGGCCCCUCACAGUGGAGGGAAGCCACAUGGGGACUCCGAGUGCAGAGAGGCCUUUGAAAGUGGACAAAAUGACUACAGGUGCACUCAGUGUGGGAAAGGCUUCAGCCGAAAGCAGAUACUUGUUCAGCACCAGAAAAUUCACACUGGAGUCAGGCCUCAUGAAUGCAGCAAAUGUGGAAUGGCCUUUAUUAGAAAGUUCCACCUUGUUCAGCACCAGAAAAUCCACACUGGAGAAAGGCCUUUUAAGUGCAGUGAGUGUGGGAAAGCCUUUAGGUCCAAGUCCACACUCAUUAGUCACCAGAGAGUUCACACUGGAUUAAGCCCUUAUGAGUGCAGCAAAUGUGGGGGAUUCUUUAAGUACAAAGCCAACUUCAUGAAACAUCAGAGAAUUCACAAUGGUGAAUGGCCUUAUGAGUGCAGAGAAUGUGGAAAAUUCUUUAGGUAUAACUACAGACUGAUAAGACAUGAGAGAGUUCACACUGGAGAAAGGCCUUAUGAGUGCAGUGAAUGUGGGAAAUUUUUCAGGUAUAGCUCCACAUUCAUGAGACACCAGAGAGUUCACACUGCAGAAAGGCCUUAUGGUUGCAAUGAAUGUGGCAAGUUCUUUAGGUACAACUCCACACUCGUUAAACAUCAGAGAGUCCACACCGGAGAAAGGCCUUAUGAGUGCAGUGAAUGUGGGAAGUUCUUUAGGUACACUUCCACACUCAUUAGACAUCAAAGAGUUCACUCUGUAGAAAGGCCUUAUGAGUGCAGCUUAUGUGGGGAAUUCUUUAGGUACAAGUCCAAGCUCAUUAAACAUUGGCAAAAUCACACUGGAGAAAGGCCUUAUGAGUGCAGUGAAUGUGGGAAAGCCUUUCGGUACCACUGCAGACUCGUUAGACAUAAGAGAGUUCACACUGGAGAAAGGCCUUAUGAGUGCAGUGAGUGUGGGAAAUUUUUCCGGUACAAUUCCAACCUCAUUAAACAUUGGAGAAAUCACACUGGAGAGAGGCCUUAUGAGUGCAGCGAAUGUGGGAAAGCCUUUAGCCAUAAACAUAUACUUGUCGAGCACCAGAAAAUCCACAGUGGAGAAAGGCCUUAUGAGUGCAGCAAAUGUCAGAAGGCCUUCAUUAGAAAGUCCCACCUCGUUCAUCACCAGAAAAUCCACAGUCAGGACACCUAUGAGCACCAUGAAUGUGGGGAACUCUUUAGAUACAACACCAGCCUCAUUAAACAGAAUUCACACUGAUAAAGACUUCAUGAAUGCAGAGAAUAUGGUAGAUCCUGUAGGUACCACUCUAAACUCAUUACACUGGAGAAUCACCUUCUGAGUACAGUGAAUGUGGGGACGUCUUUAGGUACAACUGCAGCCCAUCACACGUCAGAGAUUUCACGGUGGAGAAAGACCUUAUGAGAGCAGCAGACAUGGGCAUGUGUUCAGCCAAAACUCCCACCACAUUCUGGCACCGAAAAGUUCACACCAGAGAGAGGACUGCAAAUGGGGAGAGACUUCAGCCAAAUGUCUGCUAUAAUUUAUCUCUGGGAGCUACUGCAAUGUGUUUUUUUAAUCUUACGUUUUUAAUUGUGGUAAAA
Molecule: messenger RNA, 3281 nt
Organism: Rhinolophus ferrumequinum (greater horseshoe bat)
Lineage: Eukaryota; Metazoa; Chordata; Mammalia; Chiroptera; Rhinolophidae
Product: zinc finger protein 548-like
Biological process (GO): regulation of DNA-templated transcription
Source: RefSeq, a predicted model, not a curated record